Ailuropoda melanoleuca (giant panda) is the source of this 4839-nucleotide messenger RNA. RefSeq lists its product as uncharacterized. The coding region runs from base 3135 to 4142 and encodes 335 amino acids. The record is from RefSeq and is a predicted model, not a curated record. The transcript has 2 exons. Lineage: Eukaryota; Metazoa; Chordata; Mammalia; Carnivora; Ursidae.
GAGCAGGUAAGGGCCCCCGAGGGGCCAGGGGGCGUCUUCAUUUUAGCGUUCGCACGCAGCCUCCAUGAGGAGAAUGGGAAGGGUUUCUCAUAAAACCAUGUGUGGCGUAGAGAUGUGGAGGCUAAGCCCCCAGCUCUCAGCUCCUUCCCAGAGGGACACUCCUUCCAGAACUUCCCCUCUGUGUUUCAGCACCACUCAGGGCACGCGCGCCUGUGAAGCUGGUUCAGAGGCACGCGUGACCUUCUACACACAACGCCGCAGCUCGUUUGCUCUCUCUCGUUCUGUGUCGGGGACAGCCCUCCGGUGGCAGCGUGGGUGUCCCCGCUGCUGUCUGAGUGGCCGCAGGGCCUGGCCAUGUAGCCUUGAGCGGUGCUCUCACGUCCCGGAGGAGCGUUCAGGGGACCCAGCCGGCACCGCAGGCAAGCAGCCGCGGGCAGGGGGCUGCGGUCCGGGCCGGAGAGCUCUCUGGGGGCAGGGAGGGCGCGCAGGGCCCGGUUGGCUGCGCGUUGCUUCCAGGAGUGUCCCGGUUUCUCUGAGGCUCUGGGACUGUUUGCUGAGCGCCCCGCUGUCCAUCAGCUCCCCCUUGGCCCCUCAACCACAGAGGACGCUGGGUUUCCAGGCUUUACGGGACUUGGGUAGCUGAUGCAUUUUGACUUUUUUGUAGCUUCCGGAGAACCGAGCCAGGUGCUUCCCUUGUCUUUCCUUCGCUCAGGACUCCCACACGUGCCUCUGGCUCCGUUCACCAGACCAGGGGCCCCAGAUAGUUCCGAGUCCCGCCUGUCCAAGCCCACGAGUCUGUUCUCCGGGGACCUCAGUUGUGGGGCCCACACUGCGAUGCCCAGGCUAACAUUGAAAAGGCCUCCCCUGCCUGGUCCUUCCGUGCCGGGCCUGACCGCUGUCGCCACUCCUGCCGCUUGGCCCAGGCCUCUGCUCCCUGCCAGGGCUGGGUGGGUUGUUUGAAGCACACACGGGGCCAUGGCCCUGACUUGGUUCCCAUGCCACCCACUCCCCACCAUGGUACCCAAAGGCCCCGGCUGAGGCCUGGCCCCACUUCCCUCACCAAACUCCCCACCACCACCCCACCUGCCGCCCUCUCCCAUCCAGACCAGGCUGGCACCAGCCCUGCUGGACGCCGAGCCAGCGGAAGGUGGGAUAGUCACUGCGCUGGUGUCCAUAACAGACGACCCCAAACCAGAAGCCCUGAAACAACAGGACUGUAUUCUCUCCCAGUUCUGGAGACCUAAGGUCAGAAAUCACGGUGUCGCAGGGCUGCGCUCCUUCUGGAGGCUGCAGGGGAGGUCCUUCCCGCCUCUUCCAGUGCCUGGUGGCCCCGGGGUCCCACCGGCCUCUGCCUUCAUCCAGGUGCUCUGCAAAGGUCUGCGUCUCUCCUCCCACGAGGGCGCUGGUCGUUGGACCUAGCGCCCACCCAAAAUCCCGGACGCUGUCACGUUGCCAUCCUUAACUAAUCACAUUGCAAAGCCCCCAUGGCCACAGAAGGUCCCCUGCGUGGGUUCUGAGGGUCAGGAGGCAAAGGAAGCUGGUGGCUCCCCAGCUGAGUCGGACGGAAGCGGUUCGUCCGCUGCGGGGUCCGGCAGACAGCAAGCCGCUGUGCACCUGCGCGUGACCCCGCGUGGGCGGCGCGUGGCUACCGCUCGUUCCAUAAGAUGGGAGUCGCGUCUCCCUCUCUUCGGACGAGUAGCAAACCCCAGGUUGAUGGGGCUCCCUCAGCCCAGUUCUGCCCCCCGAAGAGCCUGUCUGCACCCCUCGGGGUGCUCUGGGGCGGGAGCGAGCGCGCGGCCUCUGCCACGACCCGUCUGCGGCCGUGCUCGCGUCUGUCGCAUCUGCCGCGGGAGGGGGGAAGCAGACCGCAGCUGUGCGGCAGAAACACGCCAUUUAAGGACCCUGAGAUUUGGAUUUCAUGCUGUUUUCCCAUGUCACAAAACACUGGUUUUCUACCCCCAACCAUGUGCAAGCGUGGAAAUGGUUCUUAGCCCACGGACUGUCCACGAGCAGGCGGGACCCAGCCAAGGUCAGCGCGGAGGCCCCUGUGCUUAGGAGGGCCAGCUGCUGUGGACGGCGCGGGGCGCACAGGCCACAGGCACAGCCCGGGCACCGUGUCCGACCCGGGGCCUGGGAGGGGGUCUCGAGAGGACAUCACGCCCUCAGGCGCGGGCAUGGGGGUUCAUGGAGGGCCCCCGAGGCCAGCAGGGGCUCUCCCCCAGCCGGACUGCGGCGUGUGACCCGCUCAGCCUGUCAGGGUUCUCAGCGUGGGGCUGAGCCUGCGGGGGCCUCCCUCUGGACACGAUCGGGUGCGUGUCCUGCGGGGCCCGGGGAGGAUGUGGGACUUGCUCGUCUGAGUUCCUGAGAACCGCCUUCUGCUGUCAGCGCUCAGCCGAGGCUCACAAGCCUUGCUCAUGAUUUCACCUCCUUCAAAGGAACGGGUUCCUAUUUGCAAGACUGAGGUGUGAGGUGUUCUUGGCAAGUUGGGUGAAGAGUCGUCAGAGGCUUGGAGAGUGCUUGGGGUGUCUUAACGUGGGGCUGGUUUCUCAAGGAUGCUGUGGAACGAGCCGUCUGUCAUGAAGCCUGGUAACCCGAGGUGGCGGGGCCGGGCCAAACGCCCACAGGCGAGAGGUUCUCCCGCGUGCCGGAAGGUGGAGGCCGGCAGGGAGGCCUGUGCGGGGCAGCGUGGAGGUGUGCAGUGCGGGGAGAAGGGCAGAAGCCAGGCGCAAACAGCCGCACCCGGUGGUCCAUCCCAGUGUUUGGGCCCACACCCUCUGAACACUGCCCCCCAUCUUCCCACACCACAGUGCCCGGCUGCCAGGCCUUGGCACAGAGCCCCUUUGGCCUCCCCCCGCCCCUACAGACGGGCCUGGGACAGCCCUGGCUGCUGGGAAGCAAGGGGGGCCGCAGAAGGAAAACCAGCCGCCCCGGACGCUGGAAAGAGCCAUCAUUUGCACGCGGACAUCAGGGUGAUGGCUGACAGCGAGGGAUGUUCUCGUGGACUGAUCAGGCCGCCAGCCCAUCUUGGGGUCACUGGAGUAGGGAUAGGACCCAUGGAACCUAUUGGGGUACAUCUGCCAGGAAACGGGAGUGGGGUCUAAUCAGCCUGUGAUACGACCAACACUAAGGAGACGAUGAAGCUACCCUCUGGGCACGCAAGGGGACGGGUGGUCAGGGUGUGCACAGAUGGAUGCACUGGGGGGACGGGUGGUCAGGGUGUGCACAGAUGGAUGCACUGGGGGGACGGGUGGUGGGUGUGCACAGAUGGAUGCACUGGGGGGACGGGUGGUCAGGGUGUGCACAGAUGGAUGCACUGGGGGGACGGGUGGUCAGGGUGUGCACAGAUGGAUGCACUGGGGGGACGGGUGGUCAGGGUGUGCACAGAUGGAUGCACUGGGGGGACGGGUGGUCAGGGUGUGCACAGAUGGAUGCACUGGGGGGACGGGUGGUCAGGGUGUGCACAGAUGGAUGCACUGGGGGGACGGGUGGUCAGGGUGUGCACAGAUGGAUGCACUGGGGGGACGGGUGGUCAGGGUGUGCACAGAUGGAUGCACUGGGGGGACGGGUGGUCAGGGUGUGCACAGAUGGAUGCACUGGGGGGACGGGUGGUCAGGGUGUGCACAGAUGGAUGCACUGGGGGGACGGGUGGUCAGGGUGUGCACAGAUGGAUGCACUGGGGGGACGGGUGGUCAGGGUGUGCACAGAUGGAUGCACUGGGGGGACGGGUGGUCAGGGUGUGCACAGAUGGAUGCACUGGGGGGACGGGUGGUCAGGGUGUGCACAGAUGGAUGCACUGGGGGGACGGGUGGUCAGGAUGUGCACAGAUGGAUGGCUUAAAAGACCUAGGGGACAAAAUGACCAAACACAGGUAUGGCCAUUGCCUGGGUGCUGAUUCCGGGAGCAUCCUGACUCAUCUCAAGCUGGGUUGGAAGAAGGUUCUAGAAGGAGAGCUCCAAGCAAAAGGAAGACCACAGACUUUAGAGAAAGAGGCGGCCGCGUGUGGAGACCAUGCAAGAAGAGCUGGGGCAGGCAGGCUGGUGUCGCGCCCCAGCGCGGGUGACCGGGCCUGUGUGCACGUGCGGGGCUCACGCACCCGUGCGGGAGAGAGCAGCCACGAGGCCGCCGGCUGGACAAACGCAUGAGCGUGGGCUUAGGACCUGUUUUUGUGUGUCCGUUGGCCGAGAAUGGUUUUUUCAUGGUUGAGAAACAAGACGGUGCUACUGUUUCACGAUACGUGCAAAUUACACUACACUCAGACCCCACAGCCCCCAGAUGAAGCCGUUACCGCACAGGCUCGCCCUGCGGGCAGCUCUGCUUGGCUGCUGUCAGCAGCGCCCCAUGGGGCCGGUGGGGGCCAGGGCCGUGACCGCACGCGCGUGCUGUGGGACUCUUGAAAUGGUCUGUGACCAGCGGUUGUCAUGAGGGCGGACGUGCCCCCUGUAGUUUUCAGGGCCCCCGAGGCCACACUGAGAUGGAGGCGAGCCCCUGGCACCGGGCCGCUGCUGUGCAGGGCCGAGCCCUAAGGGCCUCGGGGGAAAGAGCCCAGAUGUCACCUUCAAGUCCUUCGUCUCAGGAGGUGACCGAAAAGUUGAACACGUGCUGGCGUUUGUAGAAUUGUGAACACGGCGGGUGUUCCAAAAGGACAGUGGACCAUCGCGCUGUGCCCCCUGCCCACCCGUGGGCUCUCGGGAAACCCCAGCUCUGGGAGAGCCUCCCAAACCUGGGCUUCCGCGCACUGCAGGGCCGGAGGCCACUGUGUGCCCCGAAGGCGUCCCUGAGCCCGGCCCCUCCCUGGCUCGGCCCUCUCUCCACAGGAGCUACCUGGAGGGGAGUCUCCUG